Exophiala oligosperma is the source of this 1089-nucleotide messenger RNA. RefSeq lists its product as uncharacterized. The record is from RefSeq and is a predicted model, not a curated record. The coding region runs from base 1 to 1089 and encodes 362 amino acids. The transcript has 10 exons. NCBI's taxonomy places the organism in Eukaryota, Fungi, Ascomycota, Eurotiomycetes, Chaetothyriales, Herpotrichiellaceae. Gene Ontology annotation, molecular function: zinc ion binding; oxidoreductase activity.
AUGUCCGAGUCAGCCCCAGUGUUCGAUAUCCCCAAGGAAUGCAUAGCCGGGGUCGUGAAAAACGAAGGCCCCAAUUUCCAUAUUGAGGUCGAGAAGGUGCCAGUGCCAGAGAUCGGUCCUCGAGAUGUACUUGUCAAGCUCAAUGCGACCGGUCUUUGUUUGAGCGACGUUCACUACAUGCUCAAUGACUGGGCCGUUCCUUCCAUGUCUUCUUUUGGCGUCAAGUGUGCCGGCCACGAAGGUGCCGGCGUCAUUGUCAAGGUCGGUGAAGAGGUGACCGGCUUCAAGGUCGGUCAGCGUGCCGGCUUCAAGCCUAUCCAAGAUGUGUGCCAUCAAUGCGAGUAUUGCAGGACCGGAAAGGACAAUUAUUGUCUCAAGGGUGUUCUCACUGGACUUCACUGUGACGGAUCGUACAAGCAAUAUGUCGUGUGCCCGGAGAGCUAUACCACGCUGAUACCUGAUGGUGUCUCGGAUUACGUGGCAGGACCGGUCAUGUGUUCGGCGUCCACGAUCUAUACUUCGAUCAAAGAAUCCGGUCUCCGGCCUGGACAGUGGGCCGUCUUCCCCGGCGGAGGUGGUGGUGUCGGUAUUCAGGGUGUUCAACUCGCUUCUGCCAUGGGCAUACGACCGAUCGUGGUAGAUACCGGAGACGAACGCCGUAAAUUGGCCAUGAGCCUGGGCGCUGAACACUUUUUCGACUUCAAGGAAGGUGACCCGGUGAAGCAAGUGCUUGAACUUACCGAAGGUGGUGCACAUGGCGUGUUUGUGACUGCUGUACAAUCGUACCCAAUCGCACUCAACUACGUCGGCCACCGAGCUCUGGCCAAAGUCAUGUGUAUCGGUCUUCCUCCUGAUGGAAAAUAUCAUAUCGACCUGAACCCUGGACAAAUCGUCUUCAGAGGCCAGUCGGUGAGAGGUACCUUGGUCAGCUCAUUGGCCGACAUUGAUGAGACACUGGACUUUGCCAAACGCGGAAAACUCCACCUCGAGCCUACGGUCGUUGGAUUGAGUCAGUGGAACGAGUCAGUCCAGAAGCUCAAGAAUGGUCAGGUUGCAGGACGAAUUGUUGUCGACUUCAACUUGCCAUGA